Molecule: messenger RNA, 8669 nt
Organism: Arabidopsis arenosa
Lineage: Eukaryota; Viridiplantae; Streptophyta; Magnoliopsida; Brassicales; Brassicaceae
Source: the annotation of a GenBank genome assembly
AAGAGAAGCCUACUAAACAAUCCCAAGUAAUCGAACGGAGAUGGUGGUUGGAACGGAGAACGCGACGGCGAAGACAGCGGCGUCUGGUGAAUGUGGCGAGAUACUUAAGCCACGCACUGACAAGAGAGACUAUAGGAGGAUUGUUCUCAAGAAUUCGCUGGAGGUGUUGUUAAUCAGCGACCCAGAGACUGAUAAGUGUGCUGCUUCAAUGAACGUUAGCGUCGGGUCGUUCUCGGACCCGGACGGAUUGGAAGGGCUAGCUCAUUUCCUUGAGCAUAUGCUGUUUUAUGCUAGUGAAAAAUACCCUGAGGAAGAUAGUUACUCCAAGUAUAUUACAGAGCAUGGAGGGAGCACAAAUGCUUAUACAUCCACUGAAGAUACAAACUACCAUUUCGAUAUCAACACAGAUUCUUUUGAUGAAGCUUUGGACAGGUUUGCACAGUUCUUUAUCCAACCACUCAUGUCAACUGAUGCCACCAUGAGGGAGAUCAAGGCUGUCGGGUCUGAGCAUCAGAAAAAUUUGUUGUCUGAUUCUUGGCGUAUGGGCCAGUUACAGAAGCAGUUAAGUAGAGAAGACCAUCCAUAUCACAGAUUUAACACAGGGAACAUGGAUACUCUUCAUGUACGACCCCAAGCAAAUGGAGUGGAUACAAGGAGUGAACUAAUUAAAUUCUAUGAUGAACACUAUUCUGCCAACAUCAUGCAUUUGGUUGUUUAUGGCAAGGAAAAUCUUGAUAAAACUCAAGGUCUAGUGGAAGAGUUGUUCCAGGGAAUUCGAAACACCAACCUGGGUAUUCCUAGAUUUCCUGGUCAGCCGUGUACUCUAGACCAUUUGCAGGUUCUCGUGAAGGCUGUUCCUAUAAUGCAGGGUCACGAGCUUAGUGUUUCAUGGCCUGUAACUCCUAGCAUCUAUCAUUAUGAAGAGGCACCAUGCAGGUAUCUUGGUGAUCUAAUUGGUCAUGAAGGCGAAGGAAGUUUGUUUCAUGCCUUAAAAAUCUUAGGUUGGGCAACAGGACUGUAUGCUGGCGAAGCAGACUGGAGUAUGGAAUAUUCUUUCUUCAAUGUUUCGAUUGAUCUUACUGAUGCUGGUCAUGAGCAUAUGCAAGAUAUUUUAGGGUUGUUGUUCAAACACAUUAAGGUUUUACAACAGUCUGGUGUUUCCCAGUGGAUUUUUGAUGAGCUCUCAGCUAUAUGUGAGGCAGAAUUUCAUUAUCAAGGCAAGAUAGACCCAAUUUCUUAUGCAGUGGAUAUUUCAUCAAACAUGACGAUAUAUCCAACCAAGCAUUGGCUGGUUGGAUCAUCACUGCCUUCGAAAUUUAAUCCAGCUAUUGUACAAAAGGUUCUCGAUGAGCUUUCUCCCAAUAAUGUUCGAAUCUUUUGGGAGUCAAAUAAAUUUGAAGGUCAAACUGACAAGGUUGAGCCAUGGUAUAACACUGCUUAUUCUCUUGAGAAGUUAACCAAAUUCAUUAUUCAGGAGUGGGUGCAGUCUGCCCCUGAUGUAAACCUGCUUCUACCAACACCUAAUGUCUUCAUUCCUACGGAUUUUUCAUUAAAGGAUUUAAAGGAUAAGGAUAUCUUUCCUGUUUUGUUGAGAAAGACAUCAUACUCAAGAUUGUGGUAUAAGCCUGAUACAAAGUUCUUCAAACCGAAGGCAUAUGUUAAGAUGGAUUUCAACUGCCCCCUUGCAGUCAGCUCCCCUGACGCUGCGGUUCUUUCGGAUAUUUUUGUUUGGUUGCUAGUGGCCUAUUUGAAUGAAUAUGCUCUCAUCAAUCUUUACUAUGUUUCAGCUUAUUAUGCUCAAACUGCUGGUCUUGACUAUGGAUUAAGUCUUUCGGACAAUGGUUUUGAGCUCUCUCUUGCUGGCUUUAAUCACAAAUUGAGGAUCUUGCUGGAAGCUGUCAUUCAAAAGAUAGCAAACUUCGAAGUUAAACCUGACAGGUUUUCCGUUAUCAAGGAAACAGUCACAAAGGCAUACCAAAAUAACAAAUUCCAACAGCCAUAUGAACAAGCAACGAAUUACUGCUCACUAGUAUUACAAAAUCAGAUUUGGCCUUGGACAGAGGAACUAGAUGCUCUUUCUCAUUUGGAAGCUGAAGACUUGGCUAAAUUCGUCCCAAUGCUGUUAUCAAGGACAUUUGUUGAGUGCUAUAUAGCAGGAAAUGUUGAGAAGGAAGAAGCUGAGUCAAUGGUCAAGCAUAUUGAAGAUGUUCUUUUUACCAACCCAAAACCUAUUUGUCGUCCGUUAUUUCCAUCCCAGUUCCUGACAAAUAGGGUUACAGAGCUCGGAACAGGAAAGACAUACUUUUACCAUCAGGAAGGUUCAAACUCCAGUGAUGAAAAUUCUGCUCUAGUGCAUUAUAUUCAGGUUCAUCAAGAUGAAUAUUCCAUGAACAGUAAACUCCAGCUUUUCGAGCUAAUUGCAAAGCAAGCCACGUUUCACCAGCUUAGAACGAUUGAGCAACUUGGCUACAUCACUUUGCUUUCUCUGAGGUACAUAGGAGUUUCUCGUGUGUUUGAAUAUUUACUGAGUUCAUGCAUAACCACUUUUCUGCAACACAGCAACGAAUCUGGCGUCUAUGGUGUACAGUUCAUUAUCCAGUCUUCAGAUAAGGGUCCUGGACAUAUUGAUUCGAGAGUUGAGUCACUACUAAAGGACCUUGAGAGUAAACUUUACAAUAUGAGCGAUGAAGAAUUCAAGAGCAAUGUAACAACUUUGAUAGACAUGAAGCUUGAAAAAGACAAGAACUUGGACGAGGAAUCCUGGUUUUACUGGGCAGAGAUUCAAACUGGGACACUCAAAUUCAACCGCAUAGAUGCAGAGGUUGCUGCACUGAGAGAGCUAAAGAAGGAAGAAUUGAUAGAUUUCUUUGACGAAUACAUAAAGACAUUCAUAAGAGCAAAGAAGAAGACUCAGCGUAGACUAAAACUAUCCCAAAGUAAUCGAAGGGAGAUGGCGGUUGAAACGGAGACCACGACGGCGACGGCGGAUGGAAGUGACACCAUACUAAAGGCACGUACGGACAAGAGAGAGUAUAGGAGGAUUGUACUCAAAAAUUCGCUGGAGGUGUUGUUGAUCAGCGACCCAGAGACUGACAAGUGUGCUGCUUCAAUGAACGUUAGCGUCGGGUCGUUCUCGGACCCGGACGGAUUGGAAGGCCUUGCCCAUUUCCUUGAGCAUAUGCUAUUUUAUGCAAGUGAAAAAUUCCCUGAGGAACAUGGUUUGUUCAAGUAUGUCAAUGAGCAUGGAGGGAGCUCAAAUGCUUAUACAUCCACUGAAGAUACAAACUACCAUUUUGAUAUCAACACUGAUUCUUUUGAUGAAGCUUUGGACAGGUUUGCACAGUUCUUUAUCAAACCACUGAUGUCAGCUGAUGCCACCAUGAGGGAGAUCAAAUCUGUCGACUCUGGUAACAUGGAUACUCUCUGUGUACAACCCGAAGCAAAAGGAAUAGAUAUAAGGAGUGAGCUAAUUAAGUUCUAUGAUGAACACUAUUCUUCCAACAUCAUGCAUCUGGUUGUUUAUGGCAAGGAAAGCCUUGAUAAAACUCAAGGUCUAGUGGAAGAGUUAUUCCAAGAAAUUAGAAACACCGACAAGAGUAUUCCUAGAUUUCCUGGUCAGCCGUGUACUGUAGACCAUUUGCAGGUUCUUGUGAAGGCUGUUCCCAUAAGGCAGGGUCACGAGCUUACUGUUUCAUGGCCUGUAACUCCUAGCAUCCAUCAUUAUGAAGAAGCACCAUGCAGGUACAUUGGUCGUCUAAUUGGUCAUGAAGGCGAAGGAAGUUUGUUUCAUGCCUUGAAAAUGAGGGGUUGGGCAACGAGUCUGCAUGCUGGUGAAGCAGGGUGUACCAUGGAGUAUUCUUUCUUCAAUGUUUCAAUUAAUCUUACUGAUGCUGGCCAUGAGAAUAUUCAAGAUAUUGUAGGGUUGUUGUUCAGACAAAUUAAGCUUUUACAACUGUCUGGUGUUUCCCAGUGGAUUUUUGAUGAGAUGUACCCAACCAAGCAUUGGCUGGUUGGAUCAUCACUGCCAUCGAAAUUUAAUCCAGCUACUGUGGAAAAGGUUCUAGAUGAUCUUUCUCCAGAUAAUGUUCGAAUCUUUUGGAAAUCAAAUAAAUUUGAAGGGCAAACUGACAAGGUUGAGCCAUGGUAUAACACUGCUUAUUCUCUUGAGAAGAUAUCCAAACUCACCAUUCAGGAGUGGGUGCAGUCUGCUCCUGAUGAAAACCUGCAUCUACCAACACCUAAUGUCUUCAUUCCUACGGAUUUUUCAUUAAAGGAUUUUGAUGAUGAGAAUCAAGUUCUGAAACAGGAUAAUAUAUUUCCUGUUUUGUUGAGAAAGACAUCAUUCUCAAGAUUGUGGUAUAAGCCUGAUACAAAGUUCUUCAAACCAAAGGCGUACGUUAAGAUGGAUUUCAACUGCCCCCUUGCACUCAGCUCUCCCGACGCUGCGGUUCUUUCAAAUAUUUUUGUUUGGUUGCUGGUGGACUAUUUGAAUGAAUAUGCUUAUUAUGCUCAGGUUGCUGGUCUUCACUAUGGAUUAAGUCUUUCUAACAAUGGUUUUGAGCUCUCUCUUGAUGGCUUUAAUCACAAAUUGAGGAUCUUGCUGGAAGCUGUCAUUGAAAAGAUAUCAAAUUUUGAAGUCAAACCCGACCGGUUUUCUGUUAUCAAGGAAACAGUCACAAAGGCAUACAGAAAUUACAAAUUUCGACAACCAUAUCAUCAAGCAAUGAGUUACUGCUCAAUGGUAUUACAAGAUCACUCUUGGCCUUGGACAGAGAAACUAGAUGCUCUUUCUUGUUUGAAAGCUGAAGACUUGGUGAAUUUCGUUCCAAUGUUGUUAUCGAGGACAUUUGUUGAGUGCUAUAUUGCAGGAAAUGUUGAGAAGAGCGAAGCUGAGUCAAUGGUCAAGCAUAUUGAAGAUGUUCUCUUUAACGACCCAAAACCUAUCUGUCGUCCGUUAUAUCCAUCCCAGUUCCUGACAAGCCGAGUUGCAGAGCUCGAAGCAGGAAUGAAAUACUUCUACCAUCAAGAAGGCUCAAACCCCAGCGAUGAAAACUCUGCUCUAGUGCAUUAUAUUCAGGUUCAUCAAGAUGAAUUUUCCAUGAAUAUCAAACUUCAGCUUUUUAAACUUAUCACAAAGCAAGCCACUUUUCACCAGCUUAGGACUGUCGAGCAACUUGGUUACAUCGCUUCACUAUCUCAAAGAAACGACUCUGGUGUCUAUGGUCUACAGUUCUUUAUUCAGUCUUCAGUUAAGGGUCCUGGACAUAUUGAUUCAAGGGUCGAGUCACUACUCAAUGAUCUUGAGAGUAAACUUUACAAUCUGAGCGAUGACGAAUUUAUGAGCAAUGUAACAGCUUUGAUAGACAUAAAGCUUGAAAAACACAAGAACUUGAAUGAGGAAUCCGGGUUUUACUGGGGAGAGAUUAAACAAGGGACACUUAAAUUCAACCGCAAAGAUGCAGAGGUGGCUGCACUGAGAGAGCUAAAGAAGGAAGAAUUGAUAGAUUUCUUUGACGAAUACAUAAAGCAAAGAUUCAGCAAAAGUAAUCCAACAUCGAUGGCGAUUGAGAACGCCGCUGCGGCCACGAAUGCGGCCGAUAAAGGUGGCGAGAUACUUAAGGCACGUACGGACAAGAGAGAGUAUCGGAGGAUUGUUUUGAAGAAUUCGCUGGAGGUGUUGUUAAUCAGCGACCCAGAGACUGACAAGUGUGCUGCUUCAAUGAACGUUAGCGUCGGAUCUUUCUCGGACCCACAAGGAUUGGAAGGCCUUGCUCAUUUCCUUGAGCAUAUGCUGUUUUAUGCAAGUGAAAAAUACCCUGAGGAAGAUAGUUACUCCAAGUAUAUUACAGAGCAUGGAGGGAGCACAAAUGCUUAUACAUCCACUGAAGAUACAAAUUACCAUUUCGAUAUCAACACUGAUUCUUUUGAUGAGGCUUUGGACAGGUUUGCACAGUUCUUUAUCCAACCAUUGAUGUCAGCUGAUGCCACCAUGAGGGAGAUUAAGGCUGUUGACUCUGAGAAUCAGAAAAACUUGUUGUCUGAUUCUUGGCGUAUGCAUCAGUUAAAGAAGCAUCUAAGUAGAGAAGACCACCCAUAUCACAAAUUUAAUACAGGGAACAUCGAUACUCUUCAUGUACGACCCGAAGCAAAUGGAGUGGAUACAAGGAGUGAACUUAUUAAAUUCUACGAGAAACACUAUUCUGCCAACACCAUGCAUCUGGUUGUUUAUGGCAAAGAAAACCUUGAUAAAAUUCAAGGUCUAGUGGAAGAGAUGUUCCAGGAAAUUCGAAACACCAACACGGAAAUUCCUCGAUUUCCUGGUCAGCCGUGUACUCAGGAACAUUUGCAGGUUCUUGUGAAAGCUGUUCCUAUAAAGCAGGGCCAUAAUCUUACUGUUUCGUGGCCUGUAACUCCUAGCAUCCAUCAUUAUGAAGAAGCACCAUGCACGUACGUUGGUCAUCUAAUUGGUCAUGAAGGCAAAGGAAGUUUGUUUCAUGCUUUAAAAAUCUUGGGUUGGGCAACGGGACUGUGUGCUGGCGAACCAGACUGGACUAUGGAGUAUUCUUUCUUCAAUGUUUCGAUUAAUCUUACUGAUGCUGGGCAUGAGCAUAUGCAAGAUAUUUUAGGGUUGUUGUUCAGACAUAUUAACCUUUUACAACAAUCUGGUGUUUCCCAGUGGAUUUUUGAUGAGCUCUCAGCUAUAUGUGAGGCAGAGUUUCAUUAUCAAGCCAAAAUAGACCCACUUUCUUAUGCAGUGAAUAUUUCAUCAAACAUGACGAUAUACCCAACCAAGCAUUGGCUGAUUGGAUCGUCACUGCCUUCAAAAUUUAAUCCAGCUAGUGUGCAAAAGGUUAUCGAUGAUCUUUCUCCAGAUAAUGUUCGAAUCUUUUGGGAGUCAAAUAAAUUUGAAGGGCAAACUGACAAGGUUGAGCCAUGGUAUAACACUGCUUAUUCUCUUGAGAAGAUAUCCAAAUUCACCAUUCAGGAGUUGGUGCAGUCUGCACCUGAUGUAAACCUGUUUCUACCAACAUCUAAUGUCUUCAUUCCUACGGAUUUUUCAUUGAAGCAUUUUACGGAUAAGAAUCAAGUUCUCGAACAAGAUAAUAUAUUUCCUGUUUUGCUGAGAAAAACAUCCUUCUCAAGAUUGUGGUAUAAGCCUGAUACAAAGUUCUUCAAACCAAAGGCAUAUGUUAAUAUGGAUUUUAACUGCCCCCUUGCGGUCAGCUCUCCUGACGCUGUAGUUCUUUCAAAUCUUUUUGUUUGGUUGCUGGUAGACUAUUUGAAUGAAUAUGCUUAUUAUGCUCAAGCUGCUGGUCUUGACUAUGGAUUAAGUCUUUCGGACAAUGGUUUUGAGCUCUCUCUUGUUGGCUUUAAUCACAAAUUGAGGAUCUUGCUGGAAGCUAUCAUUCAAAAGAUAGCAAACUUCGAAGUUAAACCUGACAGGUUUUCUGUUGUCAAGGAAACGGUCAUAAAGGCAUACCAAAAUUACAAAUUCCGACAACCACAUAAUCAAGCAAUGAGUUACUGCUCAAUGGUAUUACAAGAUCACACUUGGCCUUGGACAGACGAACUAGAUGCUCUUUCUCAUUUGGAAGCUGAAGACUUGACAAAUUUCGUUCCGAUGUUAUUAUCGAGGACAUUUGUUGAAUGCUACAUAGCAGGAAAUGUUGAGAAGGACGAAGCUGAGUCAAUGGUCAAGCAUAUUGAAGAUGUUCUCUUUAAGGACCCAAAACCUAUCUGUCGUCCGUUAUAUCCAUCCCAGUUCCUGACAAGCCGAGUUGCAGAGCUCGGAACAGGAAUGAAAUACUUCUACCAUCAAGAAGGCUCAAACCCCAGCGAUGAAAAUUCUGCUCUAGUGCAUUAUAUCCAGGUUCAUCAAGAUGAAUUUUCCAUGAAUAGUAAACUUCAGCUUUUCGAACUAAUUGCAAAGCAAGCCACGUUUCACCAGCUUAGAACGAUUGAGCAACUUGGUUACAUCACUUCACUUUCUCAAAGAAACGACUCUGGUGUCUAUGGUGUACAGUUCAUUAUCCAGUCUUCAGUCAAGGGUCCUGGACAUGUAGAUUCGAGGGUCGAGUCACUACUCAAGGAUCUUGAGAGUAAACUUUACAAGAUGAGUGAUGAGGAAUUUAAGAGCAAUGUAACAGCUUUGAUAGACAUGAAGCUUGAAAAGCACAAGAACUUGAGCGAAGAAUCCUUGUUUUACUGGGGAGAGAUUCAAGAAGGGACACUCAAAUUCAACCGUAUAGACGCAGAGGUGGCUACUCUGAGAGAGAUAAAGAAGGAAGAAUUGAUAGAUUUUUUCGACGAAUACAUAAAGGUUGGCGCACCAAAAAAGAAAUCGCUGAGCGUACGCGUUUACGGAAACCAGCAUUUGAAGGAAAUGCCAUCUGACAAGGACAAAGUUGUAUCACCAUCCGUAGAAAUCGAAGACAUUGUUGGUUUCAGAAAGUCUCAAUCACUUUACGGAUCGUUGAAAGGAUGUAGCCAGCUGAAACUGUGAGGAGAUCCCACAAUUCUUUUCAAGUAAUAUAUACACAAACAAACACUUAUAUCCCAAAACGACAUUUUAUACUUGAAUCUGUAUUAGAAAACAGAGCUUUAUCGUUUAAGCUCUGUUGAUUGUAGCUUUUGUCGAACAAAGACAAUAACAAAGACUUGUUACCUAC